Molecule: messenger RNA, 1791 nt
Organism: Odobenus rosmarus divergens (Pacific walrus)
Lineage: Eukaryota; Metazoa; Chordata; Mammalia; Carnivora; Odobenidae
Gene: MFSD6L
Product: major facilitator superfamily domain containing 6-like
Exons: 1
Coding region: 1-1791 (596 amino acids)
Cellular component (GO): membrane
Source: RefSeq, a predicted model, not a curated record
AUGAACGCCAACCCCCAGUGGGACAUCAGCAGGGCGCUGCGGGUGGCCAGGCUCUUCCACCUGGUGUGCGGGGUCCGGGACGCCUGCGUGACUCCCUUCCUGGCUCUCUACCUGAGGCAGCUGGGCUUGGCCGCGCCCUGGGUGGGCAUCCUGAUGGCGACCAAGCACCUGAUCGCGGCCCUCUGGGCUCCCUUCUGUGCCUUCCUGGCCAAAAGCUACCGGAAAAGGAGGGUGCUUCUGAUGGGCUCGCUGCUCGGCUCGGUGGGAGCCAGCCUGUUGAUGGUCCUGGUGCCGCCGCCGGACAAAGAUCCGGCGUACCGCUCCUGUAACGCCGGCGACCGCGCCACCCCCACGGCCCUGCCACCGCCACCGGGGGCCGCACGAACUGUGACCGUCGCCUCGGCCCGACAGCCCGCCUCGCGCCACGCGGCGGGGGCGCCCAGCCCCCCAGGCGAGAGCAGGACUGGGACGCUGGACGCCUCUGGCUUCAGAACGGCACCUGCGGGAAGCGGCCACCAAUCAUCCGGCCGGCCGCCUGGCUACGCCGUGCGCUCCGUGGAAGGCUUAGCCAGGACCACGUCCCCAGUUCUCCAUCCUGACACUUCAGGGGUGAAGGAUACUCCUGGGGAAGGUGCUUUGAAGGCGGGCAGGACGACCCUCCCUUUGCUUGCGGGGGGUACAGCCCCGGGAAGUCCGGCCAACUUGUCAGCAGCCCAGGGGAAUGGCCGGACCCUUGGCCUCUCCUUGGAAGGCUUGCGCUGGACUUUCUUCCUCUCCCUGGGGUCCCUGGUGUUCUGGGAGCUGCUGUCAGCCCCUCUGGAGCAGGUGGCCGACGACAGCCUUUAUGAAUACCUGGAUUUUGUGGACGCCACGGACCGCUACAGAAGCCUGUGGAUCUGGAGGCUGUUGGGCAUGUCGGCAGGUGUGUGUGGCAUCGCGGCCCUGGUGGCGCAGCUGGAGUGCGUCCUCAUGACAAAUGGCCCCCGGGGUGUGUUGCAUUUCUAUGGCUACUCGCUGGUCAGCACCCUGGCUUUACUGGUGAGCAUUGCCUUUCCCGUCCCCAUCUGCAGGCGGCAGGAGCCCAGCUACAAAACGGUCAAAGCGCUGUCCCUGGUGGGCGGCGACCCCCGGCUCAUUCUCCUAGCCCUCACCGUGUUUCUGAUAGGCGCGGCCACCAGCACGGUGCAGAACUUUCUGUUCUGGUACAUGGAAGACCACGGGAGCAGCGAGCUGGUCAUGGGUUUCUCGGUGGCCCUGGGCUUGCUGGGGGAAAUUCUACUCCAUCCGUUCAAAGCGAUGCUGCUGAAGAAACUGUCCAGGGUGGGCACGGUGGGGCUGGGGCUGGGCUGCCUGGCGGCCCAGCUGCUUUAUUACUCCUUCCUCUGGAGCUGGUGGUCGGUCCUCCCCGCUCAGAUCUUGAGUGUCAUCAGCAACGGGGCCCUGUGGUGGGCCGUGAAGGCCUCCGUCGAGGACCUGGCCACUCCCGGGACGGAGAGACCUCUGGGAGCCAUGUUCCGAGGCCACAUUUACGGGGGAGGGUCCAGCCUGGGCAGCGUUGUGGGGGGCUUCGUGGCAUCGUCCUUCAGCCUGGCUGUGCUGUAUCAGGCCUGCUGCGUGGUCCUGGUGCUCUGGCUGGCCCUGUUCCUGUCCAUCCAGCCCAGGCUACCCCAAGAGCAGAAAAUCAACUACUCGAAACUGCUGGUCAUGGAGGCCAGUGACACGAGCGACUCUGAGCAGGGGACGGAGCGGGACUGGCUGGUGAAGGCCAUGAGGGAGGAGUACUCAGAGUAG